This is a messenger RNA of Ictalurus punctatus (channel catfish), 7550 nucleotides long. It is a transcript of the gene limch1a, whose product is annotated as LIM and calponin homology domains 1a. Gene Ontology annotation, molecular function: myosin II head/neck binding. The transcript is spliced from 33 exons. The record is from RefSeq and is a predicted model, not a curated record. Gene Ontology annotation, cellular component: stress fiber. Gene Ontology annotation, biological process: regulation of focal adhesion assembly; positive regulation of stress fiber assembly. Lineage: Eukaryota; Metazoa; Chordata; Actinopteri; Siluriformes; Ictaluridae. The coding region runs from base 787 to 6921 and encodes 2044 amino acids.
ACAGGUCUAUAAACAAAAACCCUGAAAACAUUACAAACUGCACCUUUAACAACCUGAGGUCAUUUGAGGAAAGUGUGCAGUGUUAGUGGUGAAAACGGAUGAAUAAUUUGAAUGCAUCUGUCAUAAAUGUGAAUUAUUAUUAAUUUUUAAAAAAUUAUAAUUACAAUAAUGUAAAUGCAUGAAUGUGAUAUUGGAUAAGGUGGUAAAUCGUGCAAGCUCCAACUGAUAGAGUAUCCUGUGAUCAGUGUAUUGAUCAUAAAAAAAAAAAUAAAAAAAAAUCAUAAAAACAACGCAGCGUUUUCUAAACCGAGGAUCCACACAGGAGCGCGCGCGAGAGGAGGGCCGAUUCCCAAAUACAUUCCCACCCCCUACAUAAAUGCACUGCGUAGGGUGUGAACUAGAGGCUUGUACAUCCUACGUAGUGCACGACAUGUCCAAUGGAGAUGCAUUUGGCACCAGGAGUAAGAGAGAAUCGGAGCGAUAACGGAACUCCUCCAUUGUUUUCGUGCACAUUCCUGUCCUCACAGCGGGGCGCUCCGUCCGCCUCGCGCAUUGGCUGAGCGCAGAGCUGAACUCCGAGCGCCUGCGUCUCUGCUUUAGUAUUUUUAGGUCGGACCGUGGUGAGCAGUGCAGUGCUGGUGCUCUGGGUGGAAAUUGCAGCACCUCGUCUCCGCCGUUCAUCGUCAGCAUCCAAGCUAUACGGAUUGGACGCAGUCACGCGCAGCUGCGCGAGCGCCGAGGCAGUGCGGUGGGAAAUCGCGACAACGCCGAGGACUUUCUCUGGACAUGGCCAGUGCUGACGAGGGCUCCAGUUCCCGGUCGGUUCACCACGAAGCCACCGAGUGCAGCUCGGGACCAGCUUUUCAGGAGGCGCAGAAAUGGAUAGAGGCAGUGACGGGGAGAACGUUCGGUGAGAAGGACUUCAGGAGCAGCCUGGAGAAUGGCAUUCUACUGUGCGAGUUGCUGAGUUCCAUCAAACCAGGACUUGUGAAGAAGAUUAACAGACUCCCGACCCCCAUUGCAGGACUGGAUAAUCUCACCGUGUUCCUGCGGGGAUGUGAGGAGUUAGGACUAAAGGGAUCACAACUGUUCGACCCAGGAGACCUGCAGGACAUGUCUAUACGUGCCAACCUAACGGGUUCAGAUUGCAGUCGGAAGCUGAAGAAUGUACUGAUCACUAUUUACUGGCUGGGCAAAACUGUAAACGGUUGUGCGUCAUAUUGUGGUCCAACGCUUGACCUAAAAGAGUUUGAAGGCCUUUUGUCCAUGAUGAGGAAGGAGUGUGUGAAUGAGGAGCCUGACUCCCCUAAGCGCAGUGUACGAGACAGUGGGUGUGUGGACAACUGGGAAUCGGAGCUUUCCGAUUCGUUGUCACCUCCGAGGCAUAGACGUGAGGAUUCCUUUGACAGCCUGGACUCCUUCAGCUCGCAGUCACAGCCCACACCUUCCCCCGAUACUGUGCUCCGUCCUAACUGCGAUGAUUUGGAGGGAGAUCACAGGAAGCUGCCAGACGUGCUAAAGGACGACAUGUCUGCCCGCCGUGUCUCCUAUAAAGAGCCCCGUGCUGCGCUGCCGUUUAACCAGUACCUCCCCAACAAGAGUAAUCAAAGCACGUUCAUGCCUGCUCAGCUGAAGAAGAGGAGGAGCGAACGUGAAGAAGAACGCAGGAGCGGCAGCAACUCCACCUCCCCCAUUAGAGAGGAGUGUGUUGGCAUUUCAAGCGAGAUGCCUCUUGCCCUCCACUCCCAGAAAACUGUGACCUGGGCAGUUGAGGGAGAGGCGGAGCCUCAGCUGGAUGAGGUAGAAUUUAAGAAGAUGAGAAAGUUAGAGAAGGCGGGUAUUAAAGUGUUGCCUGCUUCUGCGCGAUACAGCAGUCCUAAGGUGACUGCCGUAGAGCCCGAGCAGGCUAAAUCUCCGUCUCCUGACAUCAUCCGUCGAUGCGAUAACAGCUUCCUACGGGGCGAACAAACGCACGAGUGGGACGAGGACGACGAUGAUGAUGAUGAUGAGGGCGAAGAAAGAGAUAGAAAGGUCCCAGAUAUCCAAAAGGACGACCUUGCGUCCAGGAGGGCGCGCAUGAACCGACCAAAACCCAGUGUCGCGCAUCAGUUCCUGCCAAGCUCGUGCAGCAGUAAGGACCGCGAGCGUUGGGAGGGAAUCCGGCUUUCCUCGCAGCACGCUGUGCUGGAGAUGUUGGAGAAAAUGGAGCAGGAGAAGAAGAGUGAAUCUGACACCACCUCCACUGAGGUACCAAUUGUAACUCGCAAGGACAAUCCCUUCCUAAGUCCUCAUGGCAAACAGAAAGCCCAAGAGGAAGAGAGUGAUGAGGAGGACAAGGGGCGGUCAGUUGUCCCAAACGUACAGAAGGACGAUCUUGCCAGAAGGCGAACUCGUAUCGGGUCCCUCCCCCAAAAGGGUCCUCGUCAGUCAUUGGCCCAGACUAGUAUCACUCAGUCGGACCUUGAGAAGUGGCAGAGACUUUCAAUGACCAUCGAGAACAGUGAGGCCGCUCCAGUUGCAGUGUCGAUCAUAACUCGUAAGGAGAACCCCUUCCUGAGCCCCGAGAAAGCAAGGGAGAAAGAGAAUGAUGAGGAUGAUGAGAGAGAGACAGAGGGAGGCGGACAGGCCGUUUUGCCUAAUAUACAGAAAGAUGAUCUGGCUAGGAGGCGGGGUCAGACUGGGGCCCUCCCACUUCGGGAUCAUCAGCGGUCAUUGGCUCAGACGUCCAUGACUCAGUCAGACCUGGAGAAGUGGCAGAGACUGCAGAUGAGCACAGAGAACAGUGACUCGCCCCCUCUGUGUCAGUCCUGCCUCGCUGCCUCGUCAGUGAAGGUUGCCCACAGCGACCCGGCUCGUUGCCAGGGGCGUUCCCGCGGUGACCGCAAGCACGUUGUGACGUUCGGGGGCGUGACUAAGAUGGAGAGCUUUUCCUGGGAAGAGGAAAGACAGGAAGAAGAGUGGAGGAAAGAGGGUGGGAAGGAUGAGUCAGAGAUGCUGCGACGCCUCUUCUCCUCAGCAACUGUUGCCAUGCCCACCGCUGGGAUGAGCUCAGGGCAAGAGAGAGCUGGAGGCUCGAGCACCCCGACCUCACCCCUCAAGUCCGCGCAACCCUUUAUUUCUGACCCCAAACACUCUUUGACCCUUGCGGAGCGUGAGGAUCUUGAGCUGAGGCUGGCUGAGAAAGUGAGGGAUGAGAAGGAGUAUGAGGAAGAGGAGGAGGAGGAAGAGAAAGAAAGACAGCCUGAUGUAAAGAAGGAUGACAUGAUGGCUCGAAGAACUGGACAGUUUCAGAAAGCAAGUGGAAAAGUGUAUUACCAGUUCCUCCCGUUGCCUGGCUCUAAGAAAGAAACAUGUCCAGCGGAUUCGGUUCAGAAAGAGAGCAAGAGUGCAUCCAGAGAUCCACUUUUGGAUAGAAACAUAAAAACGAAGCGAUUCAAAAUGGGACAAAGAGUUGAACAGGUGAAACCCGAGUCAAACGCACCAUCACCUGCUGCUCAAAAGGAGACAGAAGUUCUUGGCUCAACUUCGACUCGUGCCGAGGUUCAUUGCGGCAGUUUCACUUACCCUGUUUAUGAUGAGGAGUAUAAUGACAGAAGUCCCCUCCCUAACCCGGAGAAAGAUGACAUGCUUGCAAGGAGGACAGGAUCAUACCAAAAUGCAAGUGGGAAUCAGUUUAACGCCUUUCUGCCUAAACCUGGCGGUGUCGACGGCAAAAAGAAGUCUUUGAGUGGGCAGUACCGGUCAAACGUCAAAACCAGCGGGCAAGAAAAGAAAAAUACUCAGGAGAGUAACCAUGGCUACAAUCUCAACCCCACCCCUAGAUCUGUGACCCCGCCCCCAGCAGAUGUUGAUGACAUACCCAGAAAAUGCCCUCAAAUUCUGGAUGGGGAGAAAGCAGAUACAGUGGGCAUGAUGGGCGGGGAAAUUGAUGUUGUGGGCGGGGCCCAGGCACAAAGACCUUUACUUUUAUCUGACCCUGAUGCACGGCACACGUUUUGCCUGGAUGAUGACGUUUUCCCUGUGACAUUCAGUCACAAGGCUUCUAGUGUUUCUGAUGAAACCGAGAGCAUCAGUUUGACUGACAUGCGUGACGAAGAGGAGGAUGUGGACUCGCUGUCACCACACAGCCAAACACGACAUGAGAGGCUGCACAACCAGUACAACAAACUCAAAGAGGAGGAGGACCAGUGGCAGGACGACUUGGCUCGGUGGAAGAAUCGAAGGCGCAGUGCAUCUCAGGACCUGAUCAGGAAAGAGGAGGAGAGGAAGAUGAUUGAGAAACUGAUGACGUCGGAGGGACGUUCUCAUCGCAAGAAGAGCAUCAAAACUUACAAAGAGAUUGUGGAGGAGAAGGAGCGUCGAGAGCAGGAGCUGCACGAGUUAUACUGCCAAGCCUCGACUCCCGAAGAGAAAGCAGCCAUAUUACAGCGCUAUGCCCUCCGCUUCACCAUCAGCGACGCCAUAUUGGAGAAACUCCAGCUUCCAAAACUCCCAUCUGUCGCAACACUCCAAUCGGCAUACGCACUGAACGAAGAAGCCGAACGUCCAGAGUCUCAGACAUUCGCUGAAAUAGAAACAGAUUCUAGCGACCAGUACUUUAAACAAACAACACACCCUAUUAUGCACAGCCACCUCAACACUCCAGAUUUGUCACCUAUCGAAGACUCUAGAACUCCAGAUGUCCCACUUUAUUCACAAAUCCCCCUCUCAGUAGUCCGAGACUCCAAAACAGCAGAAGUCCAACUUUCUCCAGUCCGAGACUCCAAAUCGCCGGCAGUCCAACAUUCUCCAGUCCGAGACUCCAAAUCGCCGGCAGUCCAACUUUCUCCAGUCCGAGACGCCAAAUCGCCGGCAGUCCAACAUUCUCCAGUCCGAGACUCCAAAUCACCGGCAGUCCAACUUUCUCCAGUCCGAGACGCCAAAUCGCUGGCAGUCCAACUUUCUCCCGUCCGCGAUUCCAAAUCAUCAGAAGUCCAACUUUCUCUAGUCCAAGUCUCCAAAUCGCCAGAAGUCCAACUUUCUCCAGUCCGAGAUUCCAAAUCAUCAGAAGUCCAACUUUCUCCAGUCCGAGAUUCCAAAUCAUCAGAAGUCCAACUUUCUCCCGUCCGCGAUUCCAAAUCAUCAGAAGUCCAACUUUCUCCAGUCCGAGACUCCAAAUCGCCAGAAGUCCAACUUUCUCCAGUCCAAGACUCCAAAUCGCCAGAAAUCCAACUUUCUCCAGUACGAGACUCCAAAUCGCCAGAAGUCCAACUUUCUCCAGUCCGAGACUCCAAAAUUCCAGACGUCUCCCUCUCACCUUCCCUUGAUUUCAAAACCUUAGAAGCCCCUCUUUCUCAGAUCAGAACAACCAAAACACCUGAAUUCCCUCUCUCGCCUGUUCGGAUACCCCCUGCGCCGUCCAGACCUGUGCCAUUACUAACACCAAAACCAUACAGCCAGCCCAAAUUUAAUCAGCCUUCUUAUAAGCAAGUUAAGAAUGAUGGACUGGUGCGUGUGAAUGGUGACUCCGUUGUAGAGGACACAAGAGAGAGCCCAGUGAGACCCGUUUCUUUCACCCCAACACCACCGAAACCAAGUCCGUGUCCUCAGCGUUCGUCAGAAAUCUCAGCAGGAAGUGAAACCACAGCUCAGGAGUGCACUCGGACCUUACCCGUUCAAAAAAGCGAACAUGUUAAAGAAGAGAAUGACAGUCACAGCAGUCCAGUUACAAAGAGUACAGAGGACAAGACUUCCAAAACUCCCACAGAUUCUGAACUAACAGGAAAGCAGACCAUCCCUGCUCCAGCAGUGAAGCUCAACUGUGUGGUGAAGACGACCAUCGUGACAGAGCUUAGAGAAACACACUCGCUCCCCACAACAGACGCUCCUAUUGCUGACCAGAUGAGCUGUUCAGACGGAUUAGACCAGAAAUCUGAUGAGAUUUCCUUCAGUGAGUCCAGAAACGCUGACGUUACCUCCUACUCACUUACUCUGUCAGAUGGAUUCGACUUCACCAGCGAAUGUAUCGAAACCCCAAUCUUGAACCUUGCAAAGAGGGUCAAUCACUGGACGUGGGACCCUAACGAAGAGCGUAAACGGCAGGAGAGGUGGCAGCAGGAGCAGGAGCGCCUGCUACAGGAGAAGUAUGAGCAGGAGCAGCAGAGACUGAAGCAGGAGUGGGAGAAAGCUCAGAGGGAGGUAGAAGAAGAGGAAAGGAGACACCACGAAGAGGAGCGACGGAUCUUGGAGGAAACGGUGGCCCCGCUGACCCCGCACUCGUCCUCUGGUGUGACGGAAGCUCCGCCCGCUUCCACAACCCCUCACGACACCAUUGUGCUGUCAUUGGCUGACUGGGAGAGGAAACAGGAAAUGCUGGAGAAAGAGGCAAAGAUGAACCAGAGAAAUGGUUUAGAGCACAGAUCUGACCGGACAGAAGCGGUGUCACCUCCACAACAGAAUGACCAGGGGGCAGAACUUCAAGAAAGUCAGUCAGCUACACCACAGCUGCAGUUCAUACAGGAUGGUUCUUGGCGCUGCAAAUCAGAGAGCAGACAGGAGUGGAAAAAAACCGCCUCCCUGGACCGGAAUGUGAGCCCUUCACAGAGUCAGCCUCCCAGGAUGAGGAGGUCUGGGUCGUACGAAAACAUUUUAGGGAUACACACAUCUCCAUCAUCACAAGACACAUCACCCUCAUCUUCAGACAGGUCAGUGAGUGCGAAGAAGCUGUGCUCCAGCUGUGCACAGCCUCUGGGGAAAGGAGCUGCUAUGAUCAUCGACACUUUGGGCCUUUACUUCCACAUCCAGUGUUUUAAGUGCGGUGUGUGUAAAGGGCUGCUUGGUGACACGAGCACAGGAACCGAUGUCCGGAUCCGGAACGGUGUUCUCAACUGUCAUUCGUGCUACAUGAAAUCUCGUGCUGCUGGUCAACCCACCAUGUUAUAAAGUGUUUUUGCACCCGAAUUGAAGAGGAACUGAAAUAUUUGCCAAUCCCGCAGAAACCUGGGCCAUCUUCACGAUGAACACUCAAUUACACAUAAUUCUAUUUCAUAACAUUUAAAAAAAAAAAAAAAAAGCACAAAUCGCCUUUUGACACAAAGAGAUAAAACUGGAACGUCGUGGGGUAUUUCUAUGAUAUUUCUGUGUGAAGCUUACCGGGUUUUUUUCAAUUGCUGAUAAGCAUCGGUCUGUACUGAAGCCCCUUUUCAAAACUCUUCAUACAGUCCGCAUUACCGACAUGCAUCUUGGCCAAACAGUUCAUCUCAGCUCCAAAACUCACUCAAACCACCAAAAGCCUUCAUACAUGUCUCAAUAGAAGCUCGUUCGACCAUAACACACUGACCUAAAAAACACUAACAGGGAGCGUUACAUAAAUGACGAACUUUUAUCUUUAACGUUUGAAUGCUUUCUCACAUAAAUCAGUAUUUUAUUACAGAAUAAGAAUAACACCUUUUCACUUUAUUGACUGUACUAAUGUAAAGAAUGAAAUCAGAAAUGCAGCUUCACUAUCCUUUAUUCUUUAGAUAUCUUUGCAUAUAGGAACUUACUUGUGAAAACUAAAAAGUUUAUAUAUA